AGAAAAAAAGCUGGGGCUUCCCAUGCACCAGCCCAGUGAAGUGCUGUUUUUGCUGGCAACGGCCCCGCAAUUUUGUUAAAGCCCAGUCACGUGCUAGGGCUCCUCCACCCAUUGACAAUCCCGCGCACAAAAAUUUAUCAGCCAAGGUGCACGCAAGGCCCUCUUUGACAAAACACCAAGCGGCCCAAGCCAGCAUCUACCCUUUCCUAUUUUCACCCAGUGAAAACAGACGCCAUGGGUAGAGUCAUUCGCAACCAGCGCAAGGGUCGUGGAUCCAUUUUCACGGCCAACACGCGCCUGAACAAGGCUCCCGCCAAGUUCCGCAACCUCGAUUUCGCCGAGCGACAUGGAUACGUCCGAGGUGUCGUCCGCGAGAUCAUCCACGACCCUGGCCGUGGUGCUCCCCUCGCCCGUGUUGUCUUCCGCCACCCCUACAAGUUCAAGCAGGUCACCGAGACUUUCAUCGCCAACGAGGGCAUGUACACUGGUCAAUUCAUCUACGCCGGAAAGAAGGCUGCCCUGACCGUCGGCAACAUCCUCCCCAUCGGUGAGAUGCCCGAGGGUACCGUCGUCUCCAACGUCGAGGAGAAGAUUGGUGACCGUGGCACUCUGGGCCGAACCUCCGGCAACUACAUCACCGUUGUUGGACACAACCCCGAUGAGGGCAAGACCCGCAUCAAGCUCCCCUCAGGUGCCAAGAAGGUCGUCCACUCCAAGGCCCGUGGCAUGAUCGGUAUUGUUGCCGGUGGUGGCCGAACCGACAAGCCUCUCCUGAAGGCUUCUCGCGCCAAGCACAAGUUCGCCGUCAAGCGUGGUGCCUGCUGGCCCAAGACCCGUGGUGUUGCCAUGAACCCCGUCGACCAUCCCCACGGUGGUGGUAACCACCAACAUAUUGGUAAGGCUUCUACCAUUUCCCGAUACGCCGCCCAGGGACAGAAGGCUGGUCUUAUUGCCGCGCGGAGAACGGGUCUCCUCCGUGGUACUCAGAAGACGAAGGAGUAGAGUGGCUGGAAUUCAUGGUCUCAUUGGGAUGGUGUUAUACUGGCUUGCUUGCAACUAUUGAAGGUACUGCUGAGGGCAGAAGGCUGGUAGCUCCGAGGGCAAGUACUAUGGCAUUUGGCGCACAAAAUCUGAAGGCCGUUCUCUGUGAAGAUGUGAGAUACCAGGAAUACCAGGAAUGACCUCGUAAUGUUACGAGGCUGGUUGAAAGGAUGCGAUCCCGUUAGCCAAGCCCAGCUCGCCGUUCACACACAAUGUCCCUUUUCUUCGAUGUCAGUAUGUGUCUUGAGAAUGCGUCGGGCCACGCCAUUGGCGUCGUAAGUUGAAUAGUGGUGAAGCUGGAUCAGGUGCAAGGUCACCUGUCGGCACCACUGACAAUCCCAGGUGCGACUAACAGCACAUCGUAUGAUGCGUAAGAAUAAAUCCACCCAAGGUUUAAAUGCUUCGAAGCUCAGGGACAGCGCCUCGUAACUUG
Molecule: messenger RNA, 1474 nt
Organism: Ilyonectria robusta
Lineage: Eukaryota; Fungi; Ascomycota; Sordariomycetes; Hypocreales; Nectriaceae
Product: translation protein SH3-like domain-containing protein
Exons: 6
Coding region: 235-1002 (255 amino acids)
Biological process (GO): cytoplasmic translation
Cellular component (GO): cytosolic large ribosomal subunit; ribosome
Molecular function (GO): structural constituent of ribosome; RNA binding
Source: RefSeq, a predicted model, not a curated record